This is a messenger RNA of Orbilia oligospora ATCC 24927, 1107 nucleotides long. RefSeq lists its product as uncharacterized. The record is from RefSeq and is a predicted model, not a curated record. Bases 1 to 1107 code for a protein of 368 amino acids. NCBI's taxonomy places the organism in Eukaryota, Fungi, Ascomycota, Orbiliomycetes, Orbiliales, Orbiliaceae. The transcript is spliced from 4 exons.
AUGGGCAAACCCUGGGAGACAUAUAAACAAGAGAUCUACCGCUACUACAUUGAGGAAGGUAAACCUCUCGCAGAAGUGCGCGAGAUUCUCAAGGCGAAAUACAACUUCGAAGCUUGCAAACGAAGUUAUCAAAACCAGAUCGAAGUAUGGGGUUUUAAGAAGAAUGUGCGGUCUGCAGAUAUGCGCGCCUAUCUCGAGCAAAAGCAGCAGAAUAUUCCAGAUUCCGAAAUGGGAUUGAGCCAAGAUAUCAUCGACAAGAUUACCCCGCGGAAAGUUCGAAGAUAUGAGAAACGCUAUGCUGGAAAGUCAAGCCCCAGCCGCGAGGCUACAUCUCCAAGGGAGGGCAGAAGACCGGAAGAGUAUGAAAACUGGGAGAGCUACGACGUCGACCAGCAUAGCCUUUUUGAUUAUCCCGACUCAUAUCCUGUUACUCCUUCUCAUGGUUCUGAAGACCAUUUCUAUACUGGAGACAUGAUUUCCAAUUAUCCAAGCUAUCCUGACCACAGGUUAUCAUAUUCCGCUGCCACCCUCGGAGAGCCUAUCUACGCCUCGACAGCUGAAUACAGCACAAUGGGAUCCUUAACGGCAACCGACUACGGAUACCGGUCCUCCCAUGAUGCCCACGCUCGCCCAUCAGGUACUCCCCACACAUCUACAGGCGUAAAGCAAACAACAGACUCGAUAGAUCUGAUGAAAGCCGCGCUAGCGGGGCGGUACGACGGCCUUCGCAGAUUGUUGAUGGGUGGAGAAACUCCAAACGUGCUGGAUCGUGAUGGAAACACAUCUCUUCACUAUCUAGUCCGUGGGUUUCAUAAGCUCCUUGACCGCGCAGCCCAUUCGCCUGGACUUCUGUCCGGUGAUCGUGCUAUGGGAAGUUCUGAAGAAUUCGAGGAAAGGAUUGCGGGGUUCAAUGCUUGUUUGAAUUUACUUUUGAGUUACGGCGCUAUGGCUACACCAAACGAGAGGGGGGACACGGCGGCUCAGAUGGCUUCUGCUCGACUUGCUGAAUACACGAAGGAUCCGUACAAUGCGGCUGCGGGGACACAUAAACAAUGGACACAGUUCGUCAAUUCGAUGUCAGCCGCAACGAGCGAAUAUACCCGAUGA